AAAGUGCACACGUUAUUAACAUGCGCACAUUAUUACGUACCCCAAACCCUAUUUAAACCUAACUUGACACAAUCCACCACAAUCGACUUUGUCAUCUUUUUCUUUCUCUCUCUAAAAACAACAAACAAUAAAAAGUCGCAUCACGAACCUUCUCAGAAACCUUCAUUGAUUCUUCACGAACCUGUGCAUCACGUUACUCUCUCCUUUAUCGUUCUCUUCGGAGAAUGCGAUUCAACGCGUUACUUUUCGAUUUCGUCAAUCGGUGCUUGAGGUUUUUGUUUUUCGAGCAUAAAAAAGCGAAUUAGGGUUUUGAAUUUUGAUUUAGCUUUUUAGGUUUCUUGAUGACCAUGGCGGAUGAUGGAUUUCAAUUACCACUGUUUGGUGACGAUGGAGAUGAAUCUGAUGAUGAAAAGCUUGCAAUGGAUAUCGAAUCGUUUCUUAGCGUUCUUGAUGAAGAUUGUGUUCCUUCUGAGAGUAGUCACGAGGAUUCUUCAUUGAAAGAUGUUUCACCUGGUGAAUCUGGGAUCCAUGAUAAUUUUUUACUUCAAAAUGGGAAUUCAGUGUUUGACUCCGAAUAUGAAAACCACAGACCUUCAUCACAGACCUGCUCUUCCCCAAAUGCUUUUGCUGGUGGUUACAGGGACUCGUUCACCGUUGUUGAAAGUGAUGAAACUUGCUAUACAGAAAGGGCAGGAGUUUCUGAACGGGAGACGCCUUCUUACAUUGUGGACACAAGUUUUGGCGAGGCAAAUUCAAAUACUGCAACUGUUUCUAGAGAUAAUUUGAACCCGAGUCUGUGGAAGGGUGACAAUAAGAGCCAAAUCAAUCAUGUGGGAGAUGAUGUAGAAUCUGAACAUGCUUCAUAUAGCUCUAUCAUUGAGAAUGCUGAUGGAACUCUUGAAGAUUAUGAAACAGCUUUGAAAGACAUUAUUGGAGUUUCUAGGCAGCUGGAAAAUGACUCCUGUACAUCUUUUGAAAUGCCGUUUAUGGAUGCCGACAGAUCUACACAUUUUGGAACUAAAACUGAUUCAACAAUUUGUCAAGGUUCCGAUGUUCCUAGUGAUUUUAGUGGCCACUAUCCUUCUUUGAAUUGUUACCAGGGUAUAGAUGUUAAACUUGCUAUUACUGACAGUUCUGGUUAUUUGCCUAAUCGUGUUUGUCCUGAAUUCUGGAAAAAUGAAGAGACAAUGAGUAACACGAUGGUUGAAAAAAUGGAGUUCUUAACUGAUAAUACAAAUAUGAUUGGCGGCAUGCAUUUGAGCACUAUUGGUCGGAUCCCUUUUCACGAUACUCAAUUUAUGCCGGUAGAUAAUGAAUAUCCUUCAUUUUUUCCUGGUAAUGUUAUAUUUGAAGACAGUGAAUCAGUGCAACAAUCAUCUUGUGCUCCAUAUAUUUCAAGAGAAUGCCAGUCAUUUAAUGUCAAAGCUGAAGCAGAUGAAAUGGUUAUGCCUUACCAAAAUAAUUUUCAGAAUGACAAUGCUGGUCUAGAGGUGAAACAAUUACCCGGUAUUUUCCCUAUCAAUGGAUGUCAUAAUUAUGAUUUUUUCAAGAGCGAGGAUAGUGAUACAAUCGUAACAACUGAGAAUGCCAAUUAUUAUCAAGAUUUUAUUGAUGAUGAAACUGCUAUCAAAUUUCCAGGAAACAUUGGAAAUUUAAAUUUCAGAUCCUUAAGCAAAUCUCUAUCUGUUGCCCGGCCAUCGAUUACCAACGGGAAUCAAUAUAAUUGUGGUAUGAGUGAACUAGAUAGUAAGCUGAGUGAAUAUAAAAGUAUUGAUUUGCAACUUUCCAAAAGAAGUACUGAGGGAUCCAAUGACGAAGAUGACUGCGAUGUUUGCAUUAUUGAAGACAUCAGUCAUCCUGCACCUACAAGUCGGUCUGUCGAAGUCAAGAAUUCCCUUCAUAUGUCACAAUCUUCUAGAUUUGAUUAUACCCAAUCUUAUAUGGCGGGAGGCACAAGACCAAAGGCACGUGACGAGCAGUACAUAUUACGAGUUGCAUUGCAGGAUCUAUCUCAGCCAAAGUCAGAAGUAAGUCCACCAGAUGGACUACUGGCAGUUCCUCUUUUACGUCACCAGAGAAUUGCUCUAUCAUGGAUGGUUCAGAAGGAAACAUCAAGUUUAUACUGUUCUGGAGGAAUUCUUGCAGAUGAUCAGGGUCUUGGGAAAACAGUGUCAACUAUUGCUUUAAUACUAAAGGAAAUGCCUCCAUUGCUUAAGACGUGCGCUAAUGCUCAAAAAAGUGUAUUAGAAACCUUGGAUUUGGAUGAUGACCCACUUCCUGAGAAUGGUGUAGUGAAGAUGGAAUCUGAUGUGUGUCAAUCUAAUAGAAAUGCAAAGGGUAGACCAUCUGCGGGAACCCUUGUUGUUUGUCCAACUAGUGUCCUGCGACAGUGGGCUGAUGAGCUGCAUAAUAAGGUAACCUGCAAAGCAAAUCUCUCUGUGCUUGUGUACCAUGGAAGCAGUCGAACCAAAGAUCCUUAUGAGCUUGCCAAGUAUGAUGUUGUUUUGACAACCUAUUCAAUUGUUAGCAUGGAGGUCCCCAAGCAGCCUCUGGUUGACAAAGAUGAUGGAGAAAAAGGAAUUUAUGAAGAUCACGCCGUUCCAAGUAGGAAAAGGAAAUGCCCUACUAGUUCUAAAACCAGCAAGAAGGCUUUGGACAGCAUGAUGCUUGAGGCUGCUGCACGUCCUCUUGCAAAAGUAGCCUGGUUUAGAGUUGUCCUGGAUGAGGCCCAAAGUAUAAAGAAUCACAGAACUCAAGUUGCAAGGGCCUGUUGGGGUCUUCGAGCUAAGCGCAGAUGGUGCUUGUCAGGGACUCCAAUCCAGAAUUCCAUUGAUGAUCUCUACAGUUACUUUAGAUUUCUUAGAUAUGAUCCUUAUGCCGUGUACACAUCUUUCUGUUCUACGAUCAAGAUUCCUAUCAGCAGAAAUCCAUCAAAAGGGUAUAGAAAGCUACAAGCUGUCUUAAAGACAAUCAUGUUACGCCGGACAAAAGGCACACUUCUUGAUGGGGAACCUAUUAUAUCUUUGCCACCUAAAUCUGUGGAGUUGAAAAAAGUGGAAUUUUCACAGGAGGAACGUGAUUUCUAUUCCAAGCUGGAGGCUGAUUCACGUGCACAGUUUCAGGAGUAUGCUGAUGCUGGUACUGUGAAGCAAAACUAUGUCAACAUUUUAUUGAUGCUUUUGCGACUUAGACAAGCUUGCGAUCACCCUCUGCUUGUCAAGCCUUACAAUUCUACUACUCUCUGGAAAUCCUCUGUUGAGACGGCAAUGAAGCUUCCUCAGGAAAAACAGUUAUUUCUUUUAAAAUGUUUAGAGGCUUCCCUGGCCCUCUGCGGUAUCUGUAAUGACGCUCCCGAAGAAGCUGUUGUUUCAGUCUGUGGUCAUGUUUUCUGUAACCAGUGUAUUUGUGAACAUCUAACUGGUGAGGACAAUCAGUGUCCUGCUACAAACUGCAAAACUCGACUUAGCAUGUCUUCAGUGUUCCCCAAAGCUACGCUGAACAGUUCUUUAGCUAAUCAGGCCUGUGAUCAUUUGCCUGGUUACUCUGGUUCUGUGGUUGAGGAUUCUGAACAUUGUUCUCAGACUCAACCGUGCGAUUCUUCAAAAAUAAAAGCUGCACUUGAGGUUUUGCAGUCAUUGUCUAAGCCACAAGGCCAUAAUUCCCCAAAAACAUCUGUGCAGAGCACUUCUAGGGAAAGUACUGAUUGCAGCUCCACUUCUGCCGAUAAUGGAAAAUCCUUUAGUGAUUUUCCCGAGAAGAAAAGCUCUAAUGAUUCAGUUGGUUCUCCAGGAGAGAAAGCUAUAGUGUUUUCGCAGUGGACGGGGAUGCUAGAUUUACUUGAAGCUUGUCUUAAGAAUUCUUCAAUUCAGUAUAGAAGACUUGAUGGAACAAUGUCUGUCAUGUCAAGAGAUAAAGCUGUUAAAGAUUUUAACACACUACCUGAGGUAUCAGUUAUGAUAAUGUCUUUGAAGGCUGCUAGUCUUGGUCUGAAUAUGGUGGCAGCUUGCCACGUUCUCAUGUUAGAUCUAUGGUGGAAUCCUACAACUGAAGAUCAAGCCAUAGACAGAGCGCAUCGAAUUGGACAGACUCGUCCGGUUACAGUUUUGCGGUUGACUGUCAAAGAUACAGUUGAAGACCGUAUUUUAGCUCUGCAGCAAAAAAAGCGACAGAUGGUUGCAUCUGCAUUUGGAGAGGAUGGAAAUGGUGAUCGUCAAACUCGUCUUACAGUGGAUGAUUUAAAAUACUUGUUCAUGAUGUGAUUAGGCAUACAUAGAAAUAUAAUUUUAAUUUUUUAAAAUGGUAAUUUUUUCCCUGGGAGCUGGCGUCAUUGUAGGUUGCUUUUUUGGUGACAGCAGAAGAAACAGUAAAAUUUUCUAACAUGGCCUAUUUGACACUUGACUUGAAGAUUAUGUGAAUUGUGGUUAUAGUUUAGAGUGAGAUGAUUCAUUCUUACUUUUUGGAGUUUUGGUUUAGUCUUUGAUAUUUGUAUAGGUUAGAGAGCAGUAGCAUAGACAGCAACAUAGAAAUUCUUGUUCUUAUUGUAAAUAAUAUAUGAAGUAGAUGAUAUUUUUUUCUCUUUCUA
This is a messenger RNA of Trifolium pratense (red clover), 4582 nucleotides long. Its product is annotated as helicase-like transcription factor CHR28. The transcript is spliced from 12 exons. Lineage: Eukaryota; Viridiplantae; Streptophyta; Magnoliopsida; Fabales; Fabaceae. Gene Ontology annotation, molecular function: ATP binding; ATP-dependent chromatin remodeler activity. The record is from RefSeq and is a predicted model, not a curated record. Bases 342 to 4259 code for a protein of 1305 amino acids.